GUCUGGGGACCCGCGGGGACCUGGUCAGUGUGAGGAAAUCCCUGGGGAGGAACAAGCUGCUCCCGCAGGGUUUGGCUGUUUAUGCCUCCCCGGAGAACAGGAAGAUGUUUGAGGAGGAGAAGGAGCUCCAGCAAACAGGAAAAAUUGAAGUUCUCCAGACCCAGAGCGGGGAGAAGACCCUCCAGUUCCUCCGGAGCGUCCGCCUGGAAGUGGGAAUGAAAAACAACGUCAAGUGGGAACUGAACGCGGAGAUCGUGGCGCGGAACUUCCUCAAGAAC
Messenger RNA from Chaetura pelagica (chimney swift), 278 nucleotides. RefSeq names its product mitochondrial ribosomal protein L9 (gene MRPL9). The annotation marks the transcript as partial. Lineage: Eukaryota; Metazoa; Chordata; Aves; Apodiformes; Apodidae. Gene Ontology annotation, biological process: translation. The record is from RefSeq and is a predicted model, not a curated record. Gene Ontology annotation, molecular function: structural constituent of ribosome. Gene Ontology annotation, cellular component: ribosome; mitochondrion. The transcript has 3 exons.